CCGCGAGCCGCUGCACUCUCUCAGAUCUCCGUCUAGCUUAGCUUCGCUCCUCCCCCACCAACCCACCUUCUUCGCCAACAAUGGCGCCGCCGUCGCGGGUCCUCCUCCUAGCCGCGCUCUUCCUAGCCGCCUCCACCAUGGCCACAGCCCAAAAGGCCAAAGCCAAGCCCGCCCCCGCAGCCGCGGACGGUCCCGGAGCCGCCGCCGCCGACGCGGGCCCGCCGACGAACGUGACGUCGGUCCUCGAGAAGUCCGGCAAGUACGGCACCUUCCUCCGCCUCCUCCACGAGACGCGCGUCGACACGCAGCUCAACAGCCAGCUCUACGACAGCUACAACGGGCUCACCAUCCUCGCCCCCACCGACGCCGCCUUCGAGGACCUCCCCUCGGGCACCAUGAACGGGCUCUCCUCCCAGGACCAGAUCCAGAUGAUGCUCUACUGCGUGCUGCCCCGGUUCUACAGCCUCUCCAUGCUCGGCACCCUCAACGGCAAGGUCAGCACCCAGGCGUCCGGGUCCGACGGGCCGUACGAGUACAAGAUCAAGCCGUCCGGGAGCAAUGUCAAUGUUUCUACCGGGGUUAAGGGCAACAACAUGCUGCUUAGCACCAUUGUGAGCAAGGAGUUUCCUCUGGCGGUUUACUCUGUGGAUAAGGUGCCGCUUCCUUACGCGCUCUUCGGGCCACAGCCGCCGACGCCGGCCCCGGCUCCCGCGCCGGCGCCGUCGAAGUCGAAGAGCAAGAAGAAGAAGAAGGUCAUUGCCGACCCGCCUGAGUCCGACUCUGAUGACUCCACCGCCUCCGACACCAAGUCCGCCGCCGCCGCCCGUGUGUCUGCGUCCAGGUGGGUCGCCGCCGCCGCGCUCGCCGUCCUCGGCGCCGCCGGAGGAGUCCUGCUCUGAGAAUAGAAAGGAAAUCGCUUCGAAUUCGGUGAGAAUUGAAGACGGUGGCGUUCUCUGCGUGAUUGAGCUGGUGUGGUGUAUACGUAGUAGUAUACGAUGCUCCGCAUUUGAUUGAUUUGAUCGAUUCGGUCGAUUUGGUCGGUCGGUCGAUUCUUGUACCAAGAACACUUUGUUGCUGUGUAUGUGCAUCGGCUUUAUUCUUUCUUCUUUUUCUUCUUUUCUUGCUGCUGCUGAUUUGUAUCUUGUAAUUUAUGUGAUAUACACUCCUCCUACACACUGCUGCUUCAUCUU
Brachypodium distachyon (stiff brome) is the source of this 1190-nucleotide messenger RNA. RefSeq names its product fasciclin-like arabinogalactan protein 13. The record is from RefSeq and is a predicted model, not a curated record. Lineage: Eukaryota; Viridiplantae; Streptophyta; Magnoliopsida; Poales; Poaceae. The transcript has a single exon. Bases 81 to 899 code for a protein of 272 amino acids.